Zea mays is the source of this 1984-nucleotide messenger RNA. RefSeq lists its product as uncharacterized. Gene Ontology annotation, biological process: protein phosphorylation. The record is from RefSeq and is marked validated. The coding region runs from base 53 to 1678 and encodes 541 amino acids. NCBI's taxonomy places the organism in Eukaryota, Viridiplantae, Streptophyta, Magnoliopsida, Poales, Poaceae. The transcript is spliced from 7 exons. Gene Ontology annotation, molecular function: calcium ion binding; ATP binding; protein kinase activity.
CCCAAUGCCGCACAAACCCUAGUGCCCCCACUCCCAAUCUCGCGCGGCGGCCAUGGGAAACUGCUGCCGCUCGCCGGCCGCCGCGGCGCGGGAAGACGUCAAGUCGUCGCACUUCCCGGCCUCCGCCGGCGGGAAGAAGAAGCCCCACCAGCAGGCGCGGAACGGCGGCCCCGGCUCCGGGGAGAAGAAGCGUCUGUCGGUGCUCGGGGAGGAGGGGUGCGACGUGGGCGCCGGCGGGAUCGAGGAGAAGUACGCGCUGGACCGGGAGCUGGGGCGCGGCGAGUUCGGGGUGACGUACCUGUGCAUGGACCGGGGCACGCGGGAGCUGCUGGCCUGCAAGUCCAUCUCCAAGCGGAAGCUGCGGACCCCCGUCGACGUGGAGGACGUGCGCCGGGAGGUGGCCAUCAUGCGGCACCUGCCCAGGAGCCCCAGCAUCGUGUCCCUGCGGGAGGCGUGCGAGGACGACGGCGCCGUGCACCUCGUCAUGGAGCUCUGCGAGGGCGGGGAGCUCUUCGACCGCAUCGUCGCCAGGGGCCACUACACGGAGCGCGCGGCGGCCGCGGUCACGCGCACCAUCGUCGAGGUCGUCCAGCUCUGCCACCGCCACGGCGUCAUGCACCGGGACCUCAAGCCCGAGAACUUCCUCUUCGCCAACAAGAAGGAGAACUCGCCGCUCAAGGCCAUCGACUUUGGUCUCUCCAUCUUCUUCAAGCCCGGUGAAAAGUUUUCGGAAAUUGUGGGAAGUCCAUACUACAUGGCUCCUGAAGUCUUGAAGAGGAACUAUGGACCUGAAAUAGACAUAUGGAGCGCUGGUGUUAUCUUGUAUAUUUUGUUAUGUGGUGUUCCUCCGUUUUGGGCUGAGACUGAACAAGGAGUUGCACAAGCUAUUCUUCGGGGAAAUAUAGAUUUUAAGCGAGAACCCUGGCCCAAUGUUUCUGACAAUGCUAAAGAUCUUGUUCGGCAGAUGCUUCAACCUGAUCCAAAACUCAGGCUAACAGCAAAGCAAGUUCUUGAGCAUCCCUGGCUUCAAAAUGCUAAGAAAGCUCCAAAUGUUCCUCUUGGAGACAUUGUAAAGUCAAGGCUGAAACAGUUUUCAAGGAUGAACAGAUUCAAAAGAAAAGCUCUAAGGGUUAUUGCUGAUCACUUGUCAGCUGAAGAGGUUGAGGACAUAAAGGAUAUGUUCAAGGUGAUGGAUACUGAUAAUGAUGGCAUAGUUUCUUAUGAAGAGUUAAAGAGUGGGAUUGCAAAAUUUGGUUCUCAUCUUGCAGAAUCAGAAGUGCAAAUGCUUAUUGAAGCUGUGGAUACAAAUGGUAGAGGAGCACUAGAUUAUGGUGAAUUUUUGGCCGUCUCACUUCAUUUACAAAGGAUGGCAAACGAUGAGCACCUUCGGCGGGCCUUCCUAUUUUUCGACAAGGAUGGCAAUGGUUUCAUUGAGCCUGAGGAGCUUCAGGAAGCCCUGAUGGAGGACGGGGGAGCUGAUACCAUGGACGUGGUCAAUGACAUAUUGCAAGAAGUUGACACAGAUAAGGAUGGUAAAAUUAGCUACGAAGAAUUUGUAGCGAUGAUGAAGACUGGAACAGAUUGGAGGAAGGCGUCGCGGCAUUAUUCAAGAGGGCGCUUCAAUAGCCUUAGCAUAAAGCUUAUAAAAGAUGGGUCUGUAAAACUGGGUAGCGAGUGAGGUUGUAGCUUGCUGCCGAUGCUCUUCUCCACGCAUUGUAGUCUGCCUCUCGGGCCCGCUAAGCAGAAACCCCCUUCCGUUUGCUAAUGAUUAUUUUGUCUGGGAUUUAGGUAGUUGGAGCCUCCCUGAUUGGUUUACUCGUGUAAUUAGUAGCCCUUUUCAGUAUCGCUGAGGAGCAUCUGCUGUAGGAUGCACGCCUGCCUCCGUCUGUCUGCUCAUCUCCUCCGGUGUACCCGUCGCUCAAAUGGAAGUGUUGUAAAAUGUUUUGGUGUUGACCUCAAAUGCAAUUUGCUGGUUUCGUGUACU